GCGCGUUUUCGCGCACCAGCCGCGGGACUCGGAGCGGCGGGAGGAGGAAGAGGAGGAAGAGGAGCGCAGCGUGUCUCCGAGUCUCCGGCUGGCAGGAUGCGGCUCCGGACCGUCUCGGUUCUGCUGAUGUCCCUCCUCGGCUCAGGCCUGGCCCUCCAGAUCCAGUGCUACCAGUGUGAGAUGACGGAUGACUGCGCCGCGCCCGAGUUCAUCGUCAACUGCACCGUCAACGUUCAGGACAUGUGCCAGAAGGAGGUGCUGAUGAACGACGACGGGAUCCUGUACAGGAAGUCGUGCGCCUCCUCCUCCGCCUGCCUCAUCUCCUCCUCCGGCUACCAGCAGUUCUGCACCGGGAAACUCCACUCUGUCUGCAUCAGCUGCUGCAGCACGCCGCUCUGCAACGGGCCCCGCCAGAAGAGGCGGCCCCCGCCGUCGUCCGGCACGGCCCCCGCCGGGCCCCUGCUCCUCAUGUUGGUCCUCCUCCUGCUGGACUCCAUCCUCUGCUGACAGAGACUCACUGGGUCUGGAGGAUCUGAUCCUGAUUUCAUCCUGAUUUCACUGAUUGUCUGAAAACCAGAACAGGAAACAGGAAGUUACUUUAACAUCAGAGCAGAUCCGCCAUUUCUACUGUCAGGACAGAGUUAGCAUGCUAACAGCUCGCUAGUAAACCGGGUAGAAAUAAACAGCAUAGAUCAGUUAUCACAUCACAGCGAAACAACAGAUUUUACACCAAUUAAAGGAGCAUUUCAUAUUUUAUUAAAUGUUUGUUUCUCUGAACAUUUUCCUGGUUUCAUCUCAGCGUCAGAAACUUCAUCACUUCACCAGAACCGACGAGCCGAGCUGAACGGGCCGCAGGUUCCCAGAGGCCCCUCCUUACAAAAUGUCUGAGUUUUUCUGCACAGUUGAGCUUUUUGUCUUUUUACUCCUUUUUAUUUUUGUUUUUCUGAGUCAUUUUCUGUUGAUGUGACCAGAAAACCCCAAAAUAAUAUUCAACUAAGAAAAGCAAUAAUUCAACUGAGUUUUCUCAAGUAAAAGUUAAAAGUACAGUAAAACAGAAAAAAUAAUAUUUUCCCAAAAUGUUAUUCAAGUUAUUAUAACUGAGUAAAUGUUAGUUGCAGCUCUGAACAUGUUUGUGGACGAGUUUGUGAAUUUCAUUAGUUUUAUCUUUGUUUAGUUCAUUUAUUAAUCUGUACCUAAUAUUAGUUUAUAAAAUAGACUGUUUUCUUGGUUGUGGAUUCAUUUUAAUGCUGAUUCCUAAUGAAUUGUAACAACCAGGACAGAAAGCUGUGAAAGUGGACAAAUUGAUCCAUAUUUAUCUUCUGCAGUUGAAUUAAGCUGAUAUUAGGAGGAUCUUUCUGCAGCAGCUGGUUCUCCAGUCGGGGCUCCAGCUCUAAUCAAGCAGCUGGAGCUUCGGCCGCCAUGUUGGCGGCUCUGGGCGGCAGGGUGAGCCACGCAGCGUGCGGUUGCCAAGCAGAAACACUGAGCUCAUCACUGAGGCUUCUGCGAUCAAUGAUUCUGACGCAAAGCAAACAGCCAGAGGAGAAGAAAACAGUUUUGUUUCUUCCAGCUGCACUUUGACAAAUCCAGGUGAGACACGGAGCUGAAGUUGGUUUCUGAUUGCAGCUUCCACCUAAUUUUUACUACAUUCUGCAUCUUUAAUCGACUCUAGAAUAAAAACUACAACAUCUAGGCUCUUCAAACCUGGACUGGAUUAUUCUGCUCUAAUAACAGAAUAUUUUAAUCCAUGUUGGGGAUUUGUGAGACCUUUACAUAAUUUGUGAAACUUCACUAAAGUUCAGAUUACUAUU
Molecule: messenger RNA, 1808 nt
Organism: Xiphophorus couchianus (Monterrey platyfish)
Lineage: Eukaryota; Metazoa; Chordata; Actinopteri; Cyprinodontiformes; Poeciliidae
Product: ly6/PLAUR domain-containing protein 1
Exons: 3
Coding region: 97-507 (136 amino acids)
Biological process (GO): acetylcholine receptor signaling pathway
Molecular function (GO): acetylcholine receptor inhibitor activity
Source: RefSeq, a predicted model, not a curated record